Closterium sp. NIES-67 is the source of this 3759-nucleotide messenger RNA. NCBI's taxonomy places the organism in Eukaryota, Viridiplantae, Streptophyta, Zygnematophyceae, Desmidiales, Closteriaceae. The record is from the annotation of a GenBank genome assembly.
UGCUCCAUUUCCGCCUCCUUCGAUUCCCUCCCUCAGUGCAGCUCAGCGAGACAAGCACACUUUGAGUACAAAAAACCAUCGUAGAACCCCCUCACAGUUGUCCAUCCACGCGAGUUUCUCCUUCGCUCCUGUGGUCCAACGUUCUUAUUUCUUGCCGCAUUCCUUCGCAUGUCUUCGCGAAUCCUCGUGGGAGCCUAGAAAACAGUCACUGGACGUUCACCGCAGUACCAGUGCCGAUUUAGUACAAUCCGUUUAACUCUGUUCACGUUCCGUUCGAAUCCCCCUCCCGGGAUUGGCGCACAGCAUUCGUCAGCCAUGUCUACAUCACACCGGUAUCGCGUAUCCGUGGUGCUCGUCAGCCUUCUAAUCCUGGUGCUCCCCCAACCAUGGCAACAGGCCCGCAGCGCGCGCCUCGACCCUCGCACCAGCUCAUCCCAACAACCGUCCCUGUCGCAGUUCGAAAUGGCCGUCCAAAAAACCCAGGAACUGCCGGAGUCCGUCCGGAGCGGCCUCUACAUGUCGCGCCUUCUCAGGGGCGCGGAAGACGAGAACGACGAGGAGGAGGUGGCGGCGCGCCGCCGCCUCUCCGCUGCCGACGGCUACUGGUUCGGGCUGCGCGCGCCGCCUCUGCGGUCGGGGCCGAGCAUGGCGGCGGUGAACAUGUCGUUCUUCCGGUGGGAGAGCGUGCGCGCGCUGAGCUACGUGGACUGGCGCACCACCAUGAUGAUCACGCCAAUUCAGCGCCAGUUCCAGUGCGCCAGCUGCUGGGCCAUCACAGCCGUCGAUUCCAUCGCCAUGAUGUGGGCGAUUGCGACGGGCACGCCUGCGACGCCGCUGUCGCCGCAGCAGGUGUGCGACUGCGCGACGAAGCAGUGCUGCCAGGGCGGCUGGCCCGACUGGGCGUUUUCGUACGUGCUCUCGAACAACGGCGUCACGCAGCUCGGCAACUACCCGUACGUCGCCGCCGACUCCACCACCUGCUACUUCAACGCGACGGAAAUGGCGCCUCUCGCGAAGAUCACGGGGUGGGAGCUGGUCCCGGCGUUCAACCCUCUGGCGCUGAUGAAGGCAGUGACGACGCAGCCGGUGAUCGCGUUCCUGAGCGCGGCGUCGAACGACUUCCGCACGUACAACAGCCGCGACCAGAUGAAGAUCUACGACGGCAUGUGCACGUCCGAGAUCAACCACGCCGUGCUCGUCGUCGGGUACAACUACACCGGCCCCAGCCUCGUCGGCAGCUACUGGAUUAUUAAGAACUCGUUCUACAACACGUGGGGCGACAAGGGGUAUAUGUACCUCGCGAUGACGCCCGACGUGCGUGGGAAGUGCGGCAUGCUCACCGUCCCGCCCAUGUACCCCGUGUACUAUCCGGUUGGCCCCCAGCCGGCGCGGUUCGCGUCGAGCCAGCGCGGGCGAUGGAAGGUCCGGCGCGUGGACGACCUAUCGUCUCUGCUCUUUAACUCCGCGCUCACCCCCUCUGGCGUCAACUCCUCCGCUUCCUCUGCUGACCAGCUCGCGGGGAUGGGCUUCGGCGCCAUGGACCCGUGCGCGGAUGUGAUUAAUCCCUGCGGGGCCGGCGCGUGCUACAGAUCGUUCGGCAUGGCGCGCUGCGACUGCUCCAUGCUGCCCGACAUGGUGGAGGUGAUCGCGUCGCCCACGUCCAAGUGCGUGCCGCGCUUCCCCUGCGCCACCAGGACCAGCGGCGCCGUGCCCAUCAACCCCUGCGGCGGCGGCACCUGCUCCGACCUCGGCGACGGCUCCUACACCUGCAACUGCUCCCCCGGCUUCGCCAUCGGGGCAGCGGUGGACGGCUCCCCAACGUGCAUGCCGUCGUCUGCCGUCGCGCAUGUCUACACCACCGUGCCCGGCGACACCUGCUCGACGGUGGGUGCGGCGUACAACCUGACGAGCGACAACCUGAUGGCGCUCAACAUGUGGCUCAACUGCACCACCACAGAGUACCUCCCGCCCGGCAUCGCCAUCACCAUUGCCGCCAGCCCCAAGCUCACCACCACCACCGUCACCACCAGCACCAGCACCACCACCAGCACGUCCACGUCCACCUCUACCACCACCAUUUCCUCCCCUACCUCCACCGCUCCCAGCACAGUGACGACGGCCGGGCCUGCGAGCAUGAGCGUGUGCACGUCCACGUACAACGUGCGCGGGCGCGACACGUGCUGGUCGCUCGCCACGACCUACUUCGGCGGCAGCAUCGACAGCCUGAUCGCCAUCAACCCGAAGCUGUCGUGCAUCCGGCUGUUCAAGGGGCAGCAGGUGUGCCUCGCCAUGAACACCACCACCAUCUCGCCCAUCUCUAACUCCACUGCGUCCCUCAUCCCCCCCGCGCCCAUCCUGGGGACCACCACGACGACCACCACCAACACGGCCGGCACGCCAACGGACGCGGAGAAGGAGGACAAGACCCGGUCGGCGCCCGAGUGCGGGCAGACGUAUGUGGCUGCGGUUGGAGAGUCGUGCGAGACAGUGGCGAGCCGCUACAUGAUGUCAGCGCGCUCCUUCUCCACGCUGAACCCCGUGCUCGACUGCAACCUGCCUCUCCCUGUUGGCGCCUCAGUCUGCGUCGCUGCCAAGUCCGCUCAGACGACGGUCAACUGCACGACAUGGUACCGCGUGGCGCAGGGCGACACAUGCCCCACCAUCUGGAACGCCGCCAACCUCACUCUCUCCAUGUUCACUGCCAUCAACCCCGGCAUUCGCUGCGAGGCCCCCUACCUGGCGGUGGGCCAGAUGGUGUGCAUUGACUCCCCCGUGCUGGUGGCCAUGCACGCCAACCAGAACGUGAGCUACUCGCUGCACGCGGUGCGCGAGAACGAGAACCUGGCCAUCAUCUCGUCCAUCUACGUCUCGCGCUGCACCACCGCGUCCGUCUCCCCGGAUGCUAUUGCUGCCAUCAACAACCUCCCAAACAACGCCACGGCGCCGCUCGAAGUCAACACCACGAUUAUCAUCCCCUGUGUGGGCCGUGCCGGGGUGCUGGACUGCGGGUGUGCGACCUCGCUGCCGGUCUGUGGGGCGGACUAUGUCACGUACCCGUCUUACUGCGAUGCGGUCUGCAACUACGCCGUGCCGAUUCGUUCUAUCCAAGGGGAGGUGUGUGGCGGGUGCAACGCCGCCUGCACAGGCCGCACCGGGAUCGCGCCUCUGUCUGGCUAUGGCUGUACGUGGAGCAUCUGCCCGUACCCCACGUGGCCUCUCUCGCCCUCGGACUGCUCUGCGAUGGUGGGUGAUGCAGACGGCAAGUGCUGCACGUUCGUGUCGUCGACGUGUGACAGUGUGUGCACGGCCACGAUGCAGACGAUGGGAGGGACGGCGGCGCAGCAGACGACCAACUACAACAACUGCUUCAAGCAGUGCAUGUGCUGCUCUCGCAUCCCCUGUGCUGCUGGCUUUUGCAACGCACCCUCCAGCUGCUGGAACCAGAGCCCCCGCAAGUGCAUCUACGCCAACUUCAAAUACACAUGGAACUGCACUUGGUUCCCAGCUGAAUAUCCAUUGCCUUGAUGGCAGGAAUGCUUGGUGUCUGCCCCCCCCUUCCUACUUUUUCAGGACGAAGCUGAAAACUGUACCAUAUUAGUGUACAUGCCUUCGUUUCUCACGUUAGAGCAAGCCAAGGCUUAGGUUAGGCUGUGAAAAGCAAGGUACGCUUGUUCAAUUACAUUGGUUAUGGAUUUUUUCAUUUUUGACAGUGCUUCAGUCAUGGCAUACUUGUGAGGGAAAUAAUGAUACCUCAGAGAC